This is a messenger RNA of Spodoptera frugiperda (fall armyworm), 8083 nucleotides long. RefSeq lists its product as uncharacterized. The record is from RefSeq and is a predicted model, not a curated record. The coding region runs from base 867 to 5423 and encodes 1518 amino acids. Gene Ontology annotation, molecular function: GTPase activator activity; protein binding. NCBI's taxonomy places the organism in Eukaryota, Metazoa, Arthropoda, Insecta, Lepidoptera, Noctuidae. Gene Ontology annotation, cellular component: cytoplasm. Gene Ontology annotation, biological process: activation of GTPase activity; regulation of small GTPase mediated signal transduction. The transcript has 23 exons.
UCCCGCACGCACACAGCCGCGGCAGGCGGGAGUCGACAGGCGCAGCUCGGGCCACUGGCGGGCGAGCUUUCCCGCCGCGAGGACCUCCGAGCCGGGGCUCGUCGCCGGCGCUCGCAAACCACUUGUUGAAUCUAACAGACUUUUCAUACCUCAACCGAACUCGCUCGAGUCACGUCGCGCGUGUUGCCACUACUCGCCGUGUCCGGUCUCUCCUGGUUUCGUUUCGUUUCGGUUAGUUACAUUGUACUUCUGAGCUGAUCUCGAGCUACCUGUGAUGCCUACUCUUCGCUUCCUCUCUGCCUUCUCUUCACUCCCACAUACGCUUGGUUUCGUCUUCCUGUCAGUGUUAUUAUUGUUACGGACGGCUCUCUCAGUAACAUAAUACUGGGCGCGUUGUAACUUGUUGUAACUUUUGAGAUAUUUAGAAACUGUUGUUGAUACUCGCAUCUGUGUUACCUGUUGACUACUUACUUAUUAUAUUAGAGAAUUCUGAAUUAAAUAAAUAUAUAUACGUCGCUGUAAAAUUGUAAAAUCGUUCGUUAUAUCGUGGAUCCUUGCUGAGUACAGAUAAUGGGGUGCGUCACAACACACUAAGUAGAUGUUUGAACGUAAUGAGAAGAACGCGAAUUGAUCAACAUUAACAAUCAAAGUUGUUAUUGAUGCAGCAACAGACAAUAUUGAAGAGGAAUCUGGUGAUAUAUAUUAAGCAAAAUUACGUGAUACCGUGUGGUUUUGCUGUUUGUAGCAAAUUCGGUGAUUGGCAAACAAAAAAAAAUAUUCAAAAUUGAUGUGCAAAGUGUUUGAUGUGAUAAUUGUAUGUGGGAAUAACCCUCAGUUAGUCCUGACCUAAUGACCCGGCUUUCGACAUGCCUCAGUCCCCCUCACCUCGUCUGCGCCAUUACAGGACUAUGACAGCAAUAUGUUUCGUUUGCAACCUACCGAUACUGUCGCAUCAAGUUGGAUUGGUUUGGGCUGGAGGCAACGGCUGGGACGAGCUUACACGAUCUACUUUAGAAGAAUCAACUUUGAGACAAAGACUGGGCAGUCGAAGGGAUUCGGCGGCACAAGUGUCUUGCCUGUCACCACCAGAACCCGACGUCGAGAAUCAACCCAGAGGUGGGCCCCGACGCCGCCGCUCCUCUUUGGCUCAAUUAACCGAUAUUCUACGCGAGUGGGGUGGCGGGGGCAGUGCGCCUCGACGCCAAAGGGCCCCGCUCUCCCGACGAGAGACCCUGGCGGACCUCGCCCGCUCCCUACCUUGGGCGCGGCACGAGCAGCCACUGAGGCGGCGUCGCGACUCUUCAGCCGACUCUGGCAUCAAAUCCAUGGCUUCCAAACGACGCGAUUCCAAAGCGGCACCUCAAGAUUUUCGGGCUGAUUUCCCAAAUUGGGACCGGAAAGACUCAAUAACCGUUAUGCCAGCGAGAGAAAGACGCAUCAAAAGACGUGGUUCUGAGGAAACUAAGGAACGCAGAGACUCCGUAGAUGGGCAUCGGCAUCGCCGUGAUUCCGUUGUAGCUCCGCCACGUAUAGUGGCUACCCAAAGGAAAAGGCGAACAUCGCCACCAACCCCUGCUCCACCUUCCUUUGUUGAUGCGUCCUCUGAUCCUGGACCUUCAUCGCAUAUGCCGUGUGUAACUGUGGUAGCUAUCCAUGAACCCAGCCGAUCCGAUGGAGAAUGUCAACCUACAAUGACAAUGCCUACCAUAAUUACAUCUGCUGUGACACCCUCACCUACAUCACCUACGCCACCUAAUAGUAGUGCUACCCAAACAGCACAAACGUCGCAGACGACACAGUCUGCUCAAGCAACACAAGUCACACCCGGUGGCCGUUCUCCUCCAAACUUAGGUGGACGUAGAGACUCUACUACCCAAUGUGGUCGAGCUCGCAGAGAUUCUCGAGCUGCGGCCAGCCCAACAAGACUUGGAAGACUGCAACGUCAAGCUACUGCCUUUGACGAUCCAAUAGGGCCACCUGGUACCAGGCGAAGGGAUUCAGGACCCUCCUUAGGACCUGAUGAUGAAGGAAGGGCUCGAAGAGAUUCUUUGAGUCCCGAUUCUGCGGUACGACCGAGACGAGAGCGAUCUCAACUAAGCCCAGAUCGAGCUGGUGGUGGAGAGUUAAGCCCAUCAGCAGCGAGAAGACGAAGCCGACUAAGAAGACAAGCCUCGUGUGCCAGGAUGGGCCGAGCUAGGAGUCCAGAAUCAAGCUCUUGCUCCAGCCGAGACCCGAGUCCUUGCGCUCGGCCACCUGAGAGGACAAUGAUUCGAAGACAAUCUACAACUGAAGAAAUCUUAAUAGCUCGGGGCUUUCGACGGCAAUCGACUACUGAGGAGAUGAUCAGAUGUAGAAACUUUCGGCGACAAAGCUCACAAAGUGAUGACGCAUGCAUGCGUGCACGAGGUCGCAGAGAUUCGUCCACACAAAUACUAGAUGGAACUAUUGGAACCAUGACUGUAGAAACUACCAGCACCUUCUUCGAUUCCAGCACGCAAACUGAACCCUCUCCGCUGUACGACAACAACCAUUACCACGAGGAGUGUCUUCGCUGCAACUCCUGUGGGCUGAACCUCACUGGACCCAAUCAGAAACGUGCUCGCCGCUUCAAAAACCAAAUCCUGUGCGACCUGCACUUUGCUGACGUGGCGCUGAUGGAGUGCAGCGACUUCAUGCAGCAGCUGCGCAGCUUUAAACCCCAGUCCCUGGGCUGCGCCGUCGCCAGGCGCAAGUCUUCCACCACACUCAUAUUCCCGCUGCCUCCACAAGCCUGCUCAGAUGAAUUCUGCGAAGAGUACCCGCACAGUUUGAUCCCGACGCCUGGCUACUGGAUCGAGUGCUCACGCCAGAAGAUUGCUACAGACACAAUCUGGGACGAAUCCGAGUCGGAACACGAUAGUGGACCUGACCGGGACAAUGCUGACGAUCGUCACAGAAGAUCAGGGUCUCUGGACGAAGCGGCAGAAGACAGCAGUGACAAUGGAGGUAGUACGCCGAAGAAGAAAACGGCGAUUGAAGAACAAUGGGAAAGAUCAGGAGGAUUCGAACUCACGUCAGUGGAACAAGAAACAUAUGAGAAGUAUUUCUACGGAACUGAACACUGGAAUUACUUCACCAAUGACGAGGACCUCGGACCUGUUAUACUGUCUAUCAAGCAGGAGACGCUGAAUGGAAGAGAUCAGUUCAGGAUUCUGGUCCGGGCAAUAAGCUACACGGUCCACGGGUUGAUUCCUGCGUCAUGCGUGUUUGCGGACCGCUACAACCGUGAGGAGGUGGUGAGGUCACUGGGCAAAGAGGUCAACAUCAAUCCGCCGCUGAUGCUGGGUCAGCUACCAGAUACGCCAGAAGAACUCCUUAAACUUGACCAGGUAUUCAUAAAAUCGGAAUUGAAAGUUGGAGUAAUCUACGUAAAAGAAAACCAGUACACAGAAGAAGAAAUUCUGGACAAUAACGAAAACUCGCCGAUGUUUGAAGAGUUCUUGCAAGUUUUAGGAGAGAAAGUCAGACUUAAAGGUUUUGAUAAAUACAAAGGCGGCUUAGACACGGUCCAUGACCUGACUGGCUUAUACUCAGUGUACACAAAUUGGAGGGGGAUAGAAAUCAUGUUCCACGUGUCAACCCUAUUGCCUUACGAGAGGCACGACCCUCAGAAACUACAAAGGAAACGUCAUAUAGGCAACGAUAUAGUUUGUGUCGUUUUCUUGGAAGCCGAUAACACUGCGUUCUCUCCAGCCUGUAUCAAGAGCCACUUCUUGCAUACGUUCAUAUUAGUGCGAGUAUCAGCCAAGAUUAAACGCAGACCAACGCGAUACGAAGUUUCAGUGGUGACACGAGAUGAAGUGGGCGCCUACAAGCCUUAUUUGUGGGAGCAAAGCGUUUUCGAUAAGGGCCCUAUGUUCAGGGAAUGGUUGCUGACUAAAAUAGUGAACGGAGAAAGAGCUUCGUACUCCGCGCCCAAAUUCGCGAGAAUGCAAGAAAGAACGCGCAGUCAAAUGCUGGAAGACAUCGUUGCUAACUUGCAGAACCACGCUGAGACUGGACAAAUACCGAAACCUUACCGAAGAGGAUCAUGGCGACCCAUCGGUCACAUGCGACCGUCUUCUCCACUCCUGGACUCAGUACGAGACCAGUUCGAAGACUACGACCAACUGGCGAAGGACUUCACGAGGGUAUUCCUCAACAGUGAGCUGAACAUGGCACAGAACGCCCAACUAUUUGACGUGGUCUUCCUCGUGGGACAGUCGAAACAGAAGACCAAGUUUAUUGGUGUUAGAGCUAUACUUGGCGUGAGAAGCAGGGUAUUUCAAGAGAUGCUAUACGGUAUCCAGACGGGUUUCGGUUCCCCUCAAGUCCCGGUUGCUGAACUGUUGGCGCGGCCAGCACCUACACUUCUCUCUCCGACUCCUGCAAGGCAAAAAAGUAGUAACUUCUUGCAAGUUCCUGAUAUUGAAUCACCAAGGCCAAAAAGCGUUCCUAGUUCUCCAAUGGUGAAGCGCGCUUUCUCCAGAUUGGGUACCAUAACAGCGGGCUGGGGACGAUCAAUUCGCAAACAACACUCGCAACUUAACGCAGAAGAUAAAAAGAAAUGGGCGAGUUCCCAAGAUUGUUCCAAUAAAGAAGGAAAAGAUAAAGAAAAAGACAAAAACGCAGCUCUUGCUGUACCGAGACUAUCCGUUUGCGCUGACGCACAAAAAGUCGAUCGAGCUAAACUGGCGCAAACAGAGUUUUCAAUAAUCGAGUUCGAUCCUGAAACUUUCCGCAUCCUCCUGGACUACUUGCACACCGGCAGCUGCCCACUGACCUGCGCCUCUAUACCAGGCCUCAUUUGUGCUGCAGAGCAUUACGACCUGCCUGAAUUACUACAGGCGUGUUUCCAUCAUGCUAAACAAUUCCUUAGAAUAGAAGUGGUAUGCACGAUGCUCAUAUCAUUAGAAAAUUACUACUGGCGAUAUACGUCAGCCUCGGAGUUGGUAAACAUGAUCCUGGCCUUCAUCGAGCAGCGAGCGUACGCCCUGUUCCAGACUCCGGAGUUCCUCAACCUGUCCGAGUCCAUGGUGCAGAUGAUCAUGUGCCGGAACCUCGAAGUACCGGAGGUGAGGAAGUUCGAGGCGAUGCUCAGCUGGGCCCGGAACAAGAUCAAAGCCAAGUCCGCCAAUAAGACUGAUGCCAAAAAUGAAUUUAAAUGCACAAUGGAAAGAUUAGCUAGAGACCUGAAGCUGUAUAGGAUCUCACCGCAAGAGUUGAUAAAGGUGGUGCUCCCGUCGAAGGCAAUCAAGAACGAGCGGAUCCUGGAGACGCUGAUGUACCAGGCGAACUCGGGCAUGUACAGGAUUCAGGACAGCUACAUCGAGGCCUGCCAGCAGCGCCUGCAGAAACAGGAUUCGAGGUUCUCGGAGUUCGAAAGUUUCGACUACGGUAUAUAAACAUGGAGCUGUGAGAUAUAUCAGUGUAUUAGAUAGAUUAUGAAGAGUGACUGGGCUGGGUCCUUCUAUAAUGUGGUAUGUUGACGCCUUCUAAAAGUAUUAUUGUUAUAGAUGUACUCGAAUACUGUAGAGGUACGAGAAAUAUUUGUACACUUCUCGGAUACCUACUCCAUGUUAUUGUUCAUUGAUACCUAUAUUUUUUACAUCUAGCUAGAUGUGUUCAAUAUCAUAAUCAUCUCUAUUUUUGGUACCAAGAAUUACGAUUAAAGAUAUAAAAGCGUUCAUCAACUGGAAAUGAAAAAUUUUACAUGAAAAUAUAUUAUUUACAUCCAUGUUAUAGCACGUUUUAAAGAUUUUCCCUGUGUGAUCUCUCAUAGGAGAGCACAACAUGAUGUAAUUAUACCAUGUGUAGUAAAAAAUAUUGUAAAUGGAUAAAUAAUAUUUUCGAGUUGUUAUAACCACAUCAAUGAGAUAGUUUGACAUUCUACUAAUGACUGAAUCCAGGACCUGAACAUGUUCAACAUUGUACAGUACUAUACAAAACUUGAUAAAAUAUAUUAUACUAAUGUUCACAAAACAAUAAAUUUGUGCAAAUUGUACAAACAUUAUCACUUAACAAAGUUAUCCGUAGAAUAAAGUUCAAUAUAAUAAAUACGUUUGUGUGAAACUCGUUCUUGAGACCUCUUCAAAAGUUAUCAUAGAUAAUGCCUUCUGAUAUAUGUAUAGAAUGUUAUACCUACCUAUAUGUAUACUGUUGUUGUACGUACGAUUAAAGCAAAUAAAAUAUUGUCACCAAUUUAUGCUAAUUUUAGUUUAUACAGAAUAUAUUUUAGUAGUCGUAAAAUAUUUGGUUUAUUUUAUGAAAAAUGGGUGACAACCUUUUAUCCUUCGCACAAUUUUAUCCACAAGCAAAGCUUUAAUUUUAUUACUAAACUUAAGCUCAGUUCUAAAUUGUAUUCAUAGCUGUAUUGUAUCUUUAUUUACCUUGAAAGUGUACCCUUAUUAUAUGUAGAGAAAUUAAUCAAAUGUUAUAGGACAUUAAUUUGUCAGAGUGUAUGAUAUAUACUACAAAAUAAUACAAAUGCGUCACGAAUACCAUGUCUCCAUUACAUUUGGUCGUUUCGUUAGAAAUUCGCCCCUAUCUGUGUUCGAUGGAAUAAGUAAUGUAUAGAAAGUAUAUGUACCUAAAUGGUCUAAAAUAUUUCGUAUACUAGGUGUAAUAAUACGAUAAAUAUCGAUUACGUAACGCCUUUGUAAUCGGUAUAUUGUAUGUAGUAGAUAAUAUAGCAGGGUGUAUUACCUAGGUUUAGCUUGGAUUUGAUAGCCGAAUUUGGCCAACGACCAAGUGUAAAUGAAGCAUCACUAAUGAUUGUGUUUGUCUCGAAAUAUAUACUUGUAAUGAACUAUGCCAGUUCAUAUGAUAAUCGUGAUGCUCUGUGGAAAACUGAAUUGUGCAGUCUGUGCUUAGGAUAAGUUUAACUUAUGAUAACACAUACAGACUGCAUAGAUAUAGUUUAUACAACUAGAGUUAUCUAUCUUCUACUCAAACUCACCUAGGUAAGUGUAUCUACUUUGUGUUAAUUGUUAAAGUGAAGACUUCUGAACCAAAUGUUUUAGUAUUUUUACCCUUCUAUACUGUCUACUGUGGACGGAAUAUUGAGACCCAUUUCGCGUAAUCGUAUGUAAAUGUAUUUCGUUUAGCGCGUUUAAUACUAAUAUCUAUCUCGGGAACACAUUCCUGAACAAUAUUUAUGCUGCUGAGUCGGAACGAAUCACUUUUAAAUAAAUAUAGGCAGCCUAUAAUAACCCAUUGGUGUUAUAUAUUUAGAUCAUAAACAUUCGCUCGUUAUUUUUCGUUUCGCAUACAUUUUACUAUAUGUCUUCACUUAUUCUAUUUCCGUGCGAGUUCUUAUAGGUAUACAGUAAGAAUGGACAGUCUGGUUGGAGAUAGUCUCCCGAUUCUGUUCGGUCGUUUCAACAUGUUUACAAAUGUUAGUAUAAUCCCAGCCUUAGUGCCAAGUUCCAUUCAUGUGCGCACUCGUCGUCUAUAUUCUAAAUAUUGUAGUAAAUAUAUAUGAAAUGGGUCUUCUAAAUCUUAAUAAAUGGUCAUAUAAAAUAGGUGUUAAUAUAUAAAUAAAUAUUUAGCCUAAAUUCAAACGUUUCUGACGUUCUGGCGAAUGACAAGUAAACAAGUUGAAUUGUCGGUAAAAUUUUUAUACUUAUGAAAAUUAUACAUGAUGGGUAAAGUCUUCUAUUAAAUUAUCAAUAAUUUUAUAUCGUUUAGUUGUAACUUUGCUCAAAGCUUCUAUGAAUGGUUCGCCGAUAUAUAAUAUUCCGUGGAUGUCUUAAGUCGUAUGCAUGACUACCCAAUGUCUUAUGAGUUGAACAUAAUAAUAUAAUACUCAAUGUAUGUAUGUAUAGAUUUAUUUUGUAGGAACACCAAAUAUUGACGUGUCAAGUUCUUCAAUGGUUAAAUAAGUUUUCUAUUCCAAAAUUUUAACCUUCCUGUGAUCGUGAAUGUUGCUAUAAGUAUGUUAUUAUGUGGGAUCUUCAAAGAAUAUAAAAAUUAUAAUUAAGUAUAACUGUUAUUUUGCAAGAGCAAAGCAAGAUUAUUAUCCAAUGAAAAUUUAUGUGGUGAAUAAAUUUUUUUGUGUAUUUUA